This is a messenger RNA of Ornithodoros turicata, 843 nucleotides long. RefSeq lists its product as uncharacterized. NCBI's taxonomy places the organism in Eukaryota, Metazoa, Arthropoda, Arachnida, Ixodida, Argasidae. The record is from RefSeq and is a predicted model, not a curated record. Bases 62 to 481 code for a protein of 139 amino acids. The transcript is spliced from 3 exons.
GCGUGCGAAAAAGCGAUGGCGCGUUGUGAAGUCAGACGAUUUUUGAGCACGUGCUGAUCGGAUGGGAAGAAUGGUGCGUGCGGCCGCGUCGCACGUUGUUGGUGUUGCUGCUGCUACUGCUGCUGCUGCUGCACGGUGUCGUGCCAUGAGUGGAGAUGGAGUUCACAAUCUGCAUCCAGAUUCCGCCGCGGUGGCGACGAGCGCCGGGGUUAGCGGGCCCCUGCCCGAUGUGGUGGCAUGCUGUUGCCUUCCUCCUUUCCCCACGACCAACCCUCCCGCGGCAGUGGCCGAAGCUAAACUGGUGGGAAGGAGACUGCGCAUCCUCGCCGACUCCAUGGCACAACGCACGGCACAACAACGGCGGCAUCAGAACACGCAGAAACACAGAACGCCGGGCAACGAUAUCGUGCACGACUGCUUCGUGGACUUCGUGACAAUGUUUGUGUGGUCAGUGUUGACGUGGUGGAGAAGUUCCCCGUAGAACUUCAAAAUACACAGAGACUCACGGUGAACAAGUUAUGGUUACGUACAAAACGGAGCAGAGUCAAGGCAGCGACACCAAAGGCCACCAAAGCAGCUGCACGCAGGCUGUCCUAUCGCACAUGUGAGGAAGACUGCAGCGGCACGAACACCGGUUACAAAGACUGCCCAAACAAUGACUGCUCACUGUACAUAGUGCUCAAAGUGCCGUACAUGUGUGGAUAUUUUAUUUUCUUAUUCCAGCAUAUUCAACUAGUCAUACGAGACAAUUUAAUGUGAAACAUAAGAUUUUGUAUAAACAGAUUUUUCAUACAUUGCUGUACAGUUCGGUCAAAUGUAGCAAUAAAUUAUGCAACAUGUACA